AUGUUAAAUAAAGAAGGAGAUAUUCAUUAUGUUACAGAACGAUGUGAUGUACGUAUACAAUUUUAUGUCUUCGAUGAAAAUAAUCAAGAUUUAUCAUCAUCAAUAGCACAACAAAUUCGUUGGACAGUUCAUCCAAGUGCAUUAACUAAAAUUCAUUUAUUUACUUUUGAUGAUCAAGUUGCGAUUUGUAGAGAUGAACAACGUUUAAGAUAA
Molecule: messenger RNA, 213 nt
Organism: Rotaria sp. Silwood1
Lineage: Eukaryota; Metazoa; Rotifera; Eurotatoria; Philodinida; Philodinidae
Source: the annotation of a GenBank genome assembly